Messenger RNA from Aegilops tauschii subsp. strangulata, 1369 nucleotides. RefSeq lists its product as uncharacterized. The record is from RefSeq and is a predicted model, not a curated record. Lineage: Eukaryota; Viridiplantae; Streptophyta; Magnoliopsida; Poales; Poaceae.
AUCUACGAUCUCUGAUCGGGCAACAACAACGCUGGUGCAUUGUUUCCUUCCUGGAGGCGUUGCUUUUGGAGAACCUUCUUCCUUGUCUGGGUGUUGUCUUUGGUAGUGGUUAGAGUGUUGCUACUGCGGGUGGUUGUUCACCAUGGCAGGGUCUUUUUUUCUCUUUUUUUUUGCUGUGUGCAUCUUGAAUGUUUUUAGGCAUCUUAUUGGUGCAGAGAGUACUUAAUAUUAAUAAAUUUCCCUUUAAGAAAAACAAAAUACUGUAUUUCAGAUUUAGUCUUAGCUGACUGUAAUCCUAUUAUACUAGGGAAUAAAUUUUGAGUUUACCCGCAAAAAAGAAAAAGGAGGAAUUUCCAAGCAGUGCAUGUGCUGUUAUACAAUUGGAUAAGAAGCAAAGGAUUGAAGUGAUAAGUCAUGUCUUCCUUUUCUUGUCGCUUCUCUGAUCUCAGCACGUAACCUCCAUAUAUGCGCGACCAUCCUUUAAUCUCUCCGCACCAACGAACUUCAAAAACUAUUCUCAACACUUGUGCACACGCAAAGAUUCCAUGGGAGCGAAGCUUUCCUGCUUCUCCAACCACGGAGGCAGCCUCUCGCAGCAGCCACACCAGCCGGCGCCUGUUAGGGUCAUUGCCGCCGACGGAUCGCUGAAGGAGCUCCCGGCCAGCCCACGCGUCACCGUCUCCAACGUGCUCGGCGGCAGCGCCGCGUCCUUCUUCGUGUGCAGCUCCGACGCGCUCUACUUCGACCAGAGCCCUCCGGCGCUGGCAUCCGGGGAGGUACUCCAGUCGGGGCAGAUAUACUUCGUGCUCCCGGCGGCGUUGCUCGGGCGGCCGCUAUCCAGCGCCGAGAUGGCCUCGCUUGCGGUGCGAGCGAGCUCGGCGAUCGCGGCCAAGAAGCCGCAGCGGAGGCGGGGGCGCCUCAGCGGCGGGAGGAAGAAGGUGCGCGUCAUGCCGAUGCACGAGGAGGUGGAAGACGGCGAGGAUGUUCUGCUGAACGAGAAGCUUAACGAGCGGACGCUCGGGGAGUUCGCCGUGUCGCCGAUGAGCCCAGAGAAGAUCGGCGUGGUGGCGGCACGGUCGCGGCUGAAGAUGAAGCUGAAGCGCGCUCUGAGUAUCAUUCAAGAGGUUGCUGAGUGAAGCAUUUCUCUAAAAGAUAAAUACUAGUGGUGUUUUUUUUUAGUUUUUGGUUCUGUUUGAAGCCAUAUUUAGGUUUAAGCCCAAAUAUUUAAUUGGUUUAGUUGAUUUAGGAUAGGAAGAACAUGUAUUCUGGGAAAGGGUAUGUGAAUAUGUCCCAUGGUGUAUGUGAUUCACUAUAGAAUACUUAUAUGCAAGACUAAAAGAAUGCAAAACACCGAUUCUUGAUUUGUUAA